Molecule: messenger RNA, 1266 nt
Organism: Dictyostelium discoideum AX4
Lineage: Eukaryota; Evosea; Eumycetozoa; Dictyosteliales; Dictyosteliaceae
Gene: bcs1lA
Product: mitochondrial chaperone BCS1
Exons: 1
Coding region: 1-1266 (421 amino acids)
Source: RefSeq, a predicted model, not a curated record
AUGAAUCAUUUAAAAGAUCAAAGUAAAAGUAUAGUAUUAGGUAUUAGUAGUGGAAUUGGUAUAUUUUUAAUUAGUGGUGGUAUUAAUAUAUUUAAAAAUGUUGGACAAUAUAUUUUAAAUAGAAUCAAUUCAAAUAUUUAUUAUAGAAUUGAUGUAGAUAGUAAGGAUAAAUCAUUUGAAUGGUUACUAUAUUGGUUAUCAGAGAAUGAUUCAAUAAAGGUAUCAAAUCAUUUAAAUGCUGAGACAGUUUACAAUUUAGUUGGAAAGAACCCAAAAGUAAUAUUAGUACCAUCAGUUGGUAAACAUAGAAUAGUUUAUAAAGGUAAAUGGAUUUGGAUUGAUCGUGUUCGUGACCAACAAUUUGAUAUGGGUGCUGGUGCACCAUUCGAAUCGAUUUCAAUAUCAACUUAUAAAUCAAAUGCGCAAUUAAUCAAUCAACUAUUACAAGAGGCAAUGACUCUAUCAUUGAAUAGAGAUAUCGGUAAAACUGUUAUCUACAUUAACGGAGGCAAUGGGAAUUGGGAAAGAUUUGGCAACCCUCGUUCAAUCAGAUCCCUAUCCUCAGUGAUCCUAGCAGAUGACUUAAAAUCUAAACUAAUUGAAGACAUCAAAUCAUUCAUAACCAAUGAAUCAUGGUAUCGUAAUAGGGGCAUACCAUAUCGUCGUGGCUAUUUACUAUAUGGUGAGCCUGGAAACGGCAAAUCGUCACUAAUCAACGCCAUUGCCGGCGAACUAAAUCUCGACAUUUGCAUAGUGUCACUCUCUUCAAAAGAUAUUGACGAUAAGCAAAUCAACCAUUUAUUAAAUAAUGCACCACCAAAAUCAAUACUUUUAAUUGAAGAUAUCGAUGCUGCUUUUAAAUCUCAUAGAGACAAUGUCGAUAGCAACAACAACAAUAGCAACAACAACAAUUCUUUAACUUAUUCUGGUUUAUUAAAUGCUUUGGACGGUGUUGCAUCACAAGAAGGUAGAAUUCUAUUUAUGACAACAAAUAAAAUUGAACUUUUAGAUUCUGCAUUAAUUCGUGAAGGUAGAAUCGAUUUAAAAAUUAAAGUUUCAAAUGCAACAAAAUCUCAAGCUGCUCAAUUAUUCACUCAUUUCUAUAAUUUACCAACUGAUAAUCAAUUGGCAAUAAGAUUCUCUGAAAAUUUACAUGACCAUCAAUUAUCAAUGUCUCAAAUUCAAGGUUUCUUAUUAAAAUAUAUAAAUUCUCCUGAAAAAGCAAUUGAAGAAGUUCAAUCAAUUACACCAUUUAAUUUAAAUUAA